UGUUCGAAUCACACGUCUCAUCAAUGUAUACGGAUCAAAGUUGUCGAAUUCCUUCCAUUUUCUCGCAUACAUGGUAUUGCUCUGCAUUGUAAUGAUGUUGAGAAAUUGAUAACGCGUGUAAGUGAAACGGACAUUUAUGAUGCGAAUUCAAUAAAAGACCACUGAGAUCGUGUAUAUUUGAUGGAAUUUGCGGUUUUUGUGUGAUUGGUUUUCUCUUUUCUUGGAAGAAUUUCACAUUAUUUCAAAAUGAUUGUUAAAAAUUUAUAAGUAAGUUAAUCUACUAAUACAAAACGUGCUCCCGGCAAUAUAUUAACGACCGACCGAAAAGAGAACAAAAAAUAUAUAUAAUAAAAUAUUUGUCUGUUAUGCUGUGAACAAGCGCACCCCAUCAUACAACUUACACAUCGCAUUCAAUUAACCACAACAAACUGGAAAAUAUAGAGACAAACAAUGAAACAUAAACAUAAAAAUCGUAUUUGUACCAUACACAAGAUAAAAUUAAAUGUGAAUUUCGAGCAACCGACAUACAUCGACAUAUACACAAACAUUCGUCUCGAAUGUAACAAACAUUCUAUCGUGCAUUAAAUGGAAACUUCAUUUAAUUAUGAACGAACAUUUGACAGUUGAACAUUUAAUAUCACAACAGAAAAAUAAGGUCAACAAUAAGCGAAACAGUUUAAAUGUGAUCAAGUGAAUACGGUUAAAUACACAUAGCAUGAUGCAUGGAUUACCAACCCUGUUCAUCAUAUUUUAUUUGAAAUUUUUUGAAGAUUACGCUCGGACGGCUGUCGCUGCUGUUGAAAAUAAUCAUAUCGAAUCAAAUAUGUCGCUGCAUCCAUAUUUUGAUUUUGAUGUGCCGCGCAACGUAACUGCACGGGUGGGCCAAACAGCAUUUUUACGGUGUCGCGUUGAACAACUGGGCGAUAAAUCGGUUUCUUGGAUUCGGGCUCGAGAUUUACACAUCUUGACGGCUGGCGUUUUAACUUACACUUCCGACGAAAGAUUUCAGGUGAUACGAUCAGAAGAUUCGGAAAAUUGGACACUGCAAAUAAAAUUUUCACAGGCACGUGAUGGUGGCAUAUACGAGUGCCAAGUGAAUUCGGAACCAAAAAUGUCGAUGGCAUUUCGCUUAAAUAUUGUCGAGGCAAAAGCAGUUGUCGUUGGACCAACUGAUAUUUACGUAAAAAUGGGAAGUGAAGUGGUGUUGACAUGCAUUGUGAGUCAAGGGCCGCAUGAGCUUGGAACCAUUUACUGGUAUCGAGAUUCUACUAUGUUGGACGUUCCUGCAGAGUUUGAAUCAAAUGACGUGGACUAUUCGCCCCGAAUCACCGUCGACACAAAAUGGACAGAUGCGUUGCGCUCAAGAUUGAAAAUAUCCGCUGCAAAAGUCACAGACUCUGGGAAUUACACCUGCUUUCCAACAGCAGCCGAAGCAGCCAGCGUUACUGUGCACAUUAUUAAUGGUGAACAUCCGGAGGCAAUACAACGCGGUUGUGCAAAUGCCAACAUAGAUAUGUCAAUUGUUUUUUACAUCGUAACACUGUCAAUGGUGUUGCAGCAGUUGAAUCGGAUAACACAUGGCUAUGGUGUAUCAUACGAUGUGAUUCGAUGGCUCAAGUCGAUAACACCGAAUACAAUAGCAUGUAAACAUCAAUACCAAAAUUUACCAGAUUGUUCCAGUUUCAAUGCGUCUGAUCAAUAUAUUGUUAUUGGAAUGGAACAAAUCAGAUUGCCGUCAACAGCAACGCGACUAUCGUCCACCGUGUCGUGAGAUGAACGCCACUAGGAUAUCAAGAAAUAACAAUGGCAAUGGAUUUUUGCUAUCGGUGAAUAGUUUCGGUUUAUCUUGCUGCACAAACAUAUGGUAACGAUCUGUGGUUUUUUGGAUGCGAUUAUUUAAUUUUCUGUGAAACAUGUGAACAAACAAUGUAACGUUGAAGACAAUGUUUCCGAAGCCGAAAUAUGUGUAAAUAAAUAAGAUAUUUUUUUGUUGUCUUUCUGAUUAGUCCAUCCUAUUUCUAAUACAUACAUAAUAUACGAUGAAAUUUCUCAUGUACCGUCGAUGCAACCUGUGAUUGGCACAAAAGUAUAUUCUAGCUAAAAUACACUCUAUUUAGAUGGAUUAACUUUUCAUUAUUUCCACCAAAUGAAAUUACAUUUGCAAUUUUUCGUUUGUUUCUCUGUGUGUUCAUUUUGCAAAACGGAAAGUCACUUUAAAGAGUAAAUUAAAUUCCGGUGUAAAUUAAUUUGGAUCAAGGUAACGCGGUCAACAGGAUGAGCGUUAAAAAGUGAGAUAGAUGAAGGAAAGUUUGUUUCAAUGAUACACAAAAUUGCAGCACAGAGUACACAGAGGAAAACAUUGAAAAUGUAACAUCACAAAAAAAAUAUAUAUGUAUAUGAAUGAACAAAUAGCGGAAAUCCCAUUUGAAACAUUAAUCACGAACCAAGAGAAAAUUAAAUUAAAAAAUUGAAAUAGACAAAAUAUAAAUUGUGAACACUUUUACAUGUUGCAUGACAUCAUGUCAUGGCCACAUUAUCAUUGUGACAGAGUAAAUUUUAGGUAAAAUGUAAAACAUUGUUCAUUGAUAGUAAAUAAAUCACUGAAAAAAAUCACAA
This is a messenger RNA of Contarinia nasturtii (swede midge), 2616 nucleotides long. RefSeq lists its product as uncharacterized. Gene Ontology annotation, biological process: synapse organization. Lineage: Eukaryota; Metazoa; Arthropoda; Insecta; Diptera; Cecidomyiidae. The coding region runs from base 716 to 1771 and encodes 351 amino acids. The record is from RefSeq and is a predicted model, not a curated record. Gene Ontology annotation, cellular component: neuron projection membrane. The transcript has 10 exons.